Panicum virgatum (switchgrass) is the source of this 873-nucleotide messenger RNA. RefSeq lists its product as uncharacterized. The record is from RefSeq and is a predicted model, not a curated record. NCBI's taxonomy places the organism in Eukaryota, Viridiplantae, Streptophyta, Magnoliopsida, Poales, Poaceae. The transcript has 3 exons. Bases 1 to 873 code for a protein of 290 amino acids.
AUGAUGCAGGGGGUGAUCCGGGACAAAGGGUGCCCGAAGGCACAUUGCUUGAAGCGGCUGACCAGAGCCGCCAAAGUUCAGGAGUACUGGUCCCCCGCUCCCCUGCCAGAGGGGGAUGCAGGGAAAGACGCCGCCGCCCCGGCUAAUCUGAAGGAGCCGGAGGCGGCCGAUCUGGAGGUAUCGUCCGACUCGUCCGUUGGGGGCGAGUCGGAUGUUGAAGUGAUAGGGGCCUCUGUCCCUCCUAAUCCAUCUGCACUGGGACAGCGAAGGAGGAGGUGGGCCAUCCAGAAGAUCUCGGCCUCAAAGGCUGGCAUGAGGGGAGCCCUGCCGAAGGGCGCCCUUGCCGCCGCCUCGAGGUCGGGGAGAGAGGAGCCGGGGGCAGAGGAUGCCCCCGAACUGUCUGGAGAAGGCGCCAGUGCUGGGAGAGGCGGUGCUGGGGCUGAUGCGCAUGGGAGGCAUCGGUUCUCCCCUGCCCGUGGCCCGGUCGCAACUGCCUGCCGUGCCGCUGAAGCCGACGUUCAAUGUGUGCCACAGUGGGGGAAGAGAAAGGUGGAGGAGUCCGCUAAUGAGGCCCGUCGGGUCGAGGUGGCUACAUCCCCUCCGUCGGUGGGGAGCCCACCACGGUCCCGCGCUCACUGGGAGGUGGCGCGAGUUAAGGAGGAGGCGGCCGACCAGGUCCGGCGAGCCGCAGCUGAGAAGGCCGCAUCAGUAGAGGAGGCCGGGCAGUCUGCGGCUGAGAAGGCCGUAGCGGUGGGAGAGAUGCAGACGCCACCCGCGUCACCGCCGAGUCCGCCACAAGGGAGCCCUGGCAGGGAACUGCUCCCUGCUGGCCGGGACCAAGCACUGCCCAGGGAUGACCCCGUGGAGCACUGA